AUGUCGCUUCUUUCCGCCCACCUGGAGCAGAUCUCCAUAUCAUGCCAGGGCAUUGACAGCCUUCCCUUCCCGCCCCCGAAGAUCUUUACCAACGCCCUGCUCUCCAACCCGGACAUCACCUCCCUGAUCCGCGACACCGAAGCCCACGAGCGCGCCCUCUUCUCCGUCCCGCCGCCGCCCCCCACUGCCACGCACCAGAGGAACGCGGACGCGCCAAAGCCGUCAGCCCGCCGGCAGACCGUCUUCAACGUCGCCGGCGGCGAGGUGACCACCGGCCCGCCGCCCAACUCGACCCGCAGCGGACCGACCGCCCGCCGUAACACGGCCGUGGCGGCCGUCCUAGGCGGCGACCUGCACGCACAGAUCGUGCGGCGCGGGGGCGCGGCGGGUGGUGGUGGUGGUGCAGACGGCAGGGCCGCCGGAGAUGUGGACAUCGAGGUGCUGCUGCACGGCGCCGAGAAGCUGUGCGCCGUGUACCCGCUGCCGGGCGCGCUCGAGCGGAUCCCCGCGCAGAGGCAGAAGUACGCGCAGCAGAGCAACACGCUGGCGUACUACGAGGCCAAGGUGGCCGAGCAACAGGAGGCGUUGGAGAGGAUGAAUCUGGAGAGGGUCCUAGAGGAGGAGGACAAGGACGGCGAGGGCGACGACGAGGCCGCGGGA
Thermothielavioides terrestris NRRL 8126 is the source of this 660-nucleotide messenger RNA. RefSeq lists its product as uncharacterized. The annotation marks the transcript as partial. NCBI's taxonomy places the organism in Eukaryota, Fungi, Ascomycota, Sordariomycetes, Sordariales, Chaetomiaceae. The record is from RefSeq and is a predicted model, not a curated record. The transcript is spliced from 2 exons. Gene Ontology annotation, cellular component: spindle microtubule; DASH complex. Gene Ontology annotation, biological process: attachment of spindle microtubules to kinetochore.